Molecule: messenger RNA, 222 nt
Organism: Batrachochytrium dendrobatidis JAM81
Lineage: Eukaryota; Fungi; Chytridiomycota; Chytridiomycetes; Rhizophydiales
Exons: 1
Coding region: 1-222 (73 amino acids)
Source: RefSeq, a predicted model, not a curated record
AUGAACACAAACGACCUAUUCCUCAAUGUCCAAUAUGGCACACUUACUGCUGAAAUCAAUGUGACUGACUUUGAAGACUUGAGUGACGUUCAUGAUGCUAUCAAGUCUGAGUAUGAUCCUGCUAUGGCUGACAUCGAUGCUCAUCAACUCCAACUCUACACCAACACCAACAAGGACCAACUAAUCAACACCUGGGCUUUACUCGACUCCCUUCCUCAAUAA